Molecule: messenger RNA, 1334 nt
Organism: Triticum urartu
Lineage: Eukaryota; Viridiplantae; Streptophyta; Magnoliopsida; Poales; Poaceae
Source: RefSeq, a predicted model, not a curated record
CCGCGGAAAGGAGUGGCCGAGGCUCGCCGGGGAAGACGACGACGACGACGACACGAGGCCGCCAGAUCAUCGCCCCGAGCGCGGAAGUAUCUCCAUCCCUUUCACCAACCGGCCGGACGGGAUGCACGGCGCGGGAAAGGGGGGACUCUCCUCGUCCCCCGCCAACGUGGGCUCGUCGGCCCGCAACCCGACGAGCGAGAGCCGUCGCCGUCGCCGUCGCCCUCCGCGUCCGCACCCGACACGGUGCGCCGAACGUGGCGCCCCACUUGUGGCGCUCCCUCGCUCGCGGCUGCCUACUUAGCCACCAGCUCCGCGCCGCUGAAGGGUUGAAUCGAAGCGGCAGUGAUGAUGAGGCCCAGACCCUUCGGUUCCGGUGUGGCGUCGGCGGCCGCGGCCGAGGCUUCGGUGGGCGCGGGGUGCCGCGGAGGCUGGGCGUGGAGGCCGAGGCCGAGGGCGCGGCCGGGGCAGCGCGUGAGGGUCAGGGGGGAGCCUGGCCCCCACGCGGCCGCGGCGGCGGCGGCGAGCGCCGUGCACGCGGAGCCCGACCACGGCGUGCGGUCCCGCCCGUUUGGGCUGCCCCGCGCGGGAUUCGGGUCGGACCUGGAGGCGGGCAUCGAGAAGGUCAUCUACGCCUGCCGCUUCAUGGCCUUCCUCGGCAUCGCCGGAUCUCUCGCCGGAUCGGUCCUCUGCUUCCUCAAGGGCUGCACUUUUGUGAUGGACGCCUUCGUGGAAUACUACUUGCGCGGUGAUGCAAAGGUGGUGCUCAUGCUGAUUGAAGCCAUUGAUAUGUAUCUCAUCGGCACGGUCAUGUUUGUCUUCGGGACGGGCCUGUACGAGCUGUUCAUCAGUAACAUGGACAUCGCAAAACAGUCCCAUGACCGCUCCAGCCUCUUUGGCUUGUUCAAGCUUCCGGAACGGCCCAAGUGGCUGGAAAUCCGCUCGGUGAGUGACCUCAAGACAAAGCUGGGUCAUGUAAUCGUCCUGGUUCUGCUGGUUGGCAUCUCCGAGAAGAGCAAGAGGGUGACCAUCACGUCAUGUACUGACCUCUUCUGCUUCGCUGGAUCUAUCUUCCUCUCUUCAGGUUGCCUCUACCUACUAUCCAAGCUCGGUAGCACCAAAGGAGGGAGUCAUGCCUGAAACAGAAAAUCUUCUUCAUAAGAGAUAGAUCUGUUGUGUGUCCUUUUCAGCACUUCAGGUUGUGUAUGCCUCAUGUACUGCUUGUAUGGAUUGACAUUAGGCACUAUAUAGUGGUAUAUAGAGAUGUACAUCGUCUGAUAUUGUAACUUGCUGCUAGAUGGUGUCCAUGAUCAAUUACAGAUAUGUUGUGCCAUGAA